This is a messenger RNA of Opisthorchis viverrini, 645 nucleotides long. RefSeq lists its product as hypothetical. NCBI's taxonomy places the organism in Eukaryota, Metazoa, Platyhelminthes, Trematoda, Opisthorchiida, Opisthorchiidae. The record is from RefSeq and is a predicted model, not a curated record. The transcript has 3 exons. The coding region runs from base 1 to 645 and encodes 214 amino acids.
AUGACAUUGCAGAAGUUAAUUCUGCGAGUUAAAAAGGACGUUGCGGAAAACAAGACGACUACGGCAAUUGUACCUAUUUUCGAGCGUCCACCCUGGCGGAAAAGCGGACCAACUGGAUAUCGAGCCCAGAGUUCCGGGUCGGAAGACGAACUUGCCAUCAACUGCACCAAUCUGACACCCGGAAUGAUUCAUCAUUUCAUUACGCAUGUACCGUACCUGCCGGAUGGCCUUUGGCGAGAAUUUUGGACGGACGACACCGCGGAAUCUGACUCGACACGUGACAUGAGCUGCCGUGUCAUGCCGCCAACCGAAGAUAGGCCUCACAGAGACACUUUUCUGGUCAAACCGCCCCAAAACACCCAAGAAUCCAGGAAGGCGGAAUUUUGCCCCAAAUCUCUGAUCAAAAGCAAAUCCAGUCGUCAAAAAUGGGUGUUGAACGAGCUACAAACAGCAACGGUCGAAAUUUUCGCCCACGGGAAAACUCUGUCCCCCAAAGCUAAAAGGCCCGAGCACACGGGGCUCUCAGGAAACGAAAAAACUCGCAAGCGAAAAGGAUCCCCAGAAGCCAUGAAGACAGGGAGCAGACAACAUCUUCCCACAAGCCCCUUUGUGGCCUUUGACUCAAACCCGGCGCACAACUAUUAA